Messenger RNA from Staurois parvus, 552 nucleotides. The record is from the annotation of a GenBank genome assembly. Lineage: Eukaryota; Metazoa; Chordata; Amphibia; Anura; Ranidae.
GGGGUCACUGCUGGCAGGGAAGAGGACAGGGGUCACUGCUGUCAGGGCAGAGAACAGGGGUCACUGCUGUCAGGGCAGAGAACAGGGGUCACUGCUGGCAGGGCAGAGGACGGGGUCACUGCUGGCAGGGCAGAGAACAGGGGUCACUGCUGGCAGGGCAGAGGACAGGGGUCACUGCUGGCAGGGCAGAGGAUAGGGGUCACUGCUGGCAGUGGACAGGGGUCACUGCUGACAGGGCAGAGGAUGGGGGUCACUGCUGGCAGGGCAGAGAACAGGGGUCAAUGUUGGCAGGGCAGAGAACAGGGGUCACUGCUGGCAGGGCAGAGAACAGGGGUCACUGCUGGCAGGGCAGAGGACGGGGUCACUGCUGGCAGGGCAGAGAACAGGGGUCACUGCUGGCAGGGCAGAGGACAGGGGUCACUGCUGGCAGGGCAGAGAACAGGGGUCACUGCUGGCAGGGCAGAGGACAGGGGUUACUGCUGGCAGAGCAGAGGACAGGGUUACUGCUGGCAGGGCAGAGGACAGGGGUCAAUGCUGGCAGGGCAGAGGACA